AUUAAAAUGGUCAAUACGAGGCCAAGCCGGAAGACAUUUUGUACACGUGGACCAGCGUCUCAAUAACAGUUGCAUUUUCUUUUUUUGCGUUUGCAAGUGUAGGCCGACAAGAAAAGAUGCAUUUGUUGGGGCUCUGCGUAGCUGUUUUGCUGGCAUUUGCAGGCAAAAAUCUUGCAGAUACCCCUGCAAGAGUGCUGAUACCCUUCGGUGAAGCAGCUUUGUGGGCGUCUAGUCUGGAUGCAGUGAAGGAGUGCAAGAAAGGUGAUUGUGAUGGCGAAGUUAAGGUGGGAAUUCCACAAGCUCAAAAAUACGCUCUGAAUAAUGCAAGGAUGGCCAUAAAGAAUGGCAAGGAAAAGAAAACAGUAGAUGGUUAUCUAGAAAAGAUCGACAAGCUACUUUUCGAGGUUGCAAAGCUGGACGAUUUAGACACAGAGGGGAAAAAGUUUGACAAGAUCUUUGUGAAAGUGAUGAAAUCAUUCCUGAAAUUGUUCCAAGAUGCAACACUUGUGAAACUGCUCAAAGAAAGUAAAGUAAUAUUGGAAAUUCCAAGUGAUGACAUUGGUUUGAUGUGGCGAUCUGCAUCUUAUGAUAUUCCAAUUUACAAAAAAGAAGAUCUAAAAAAGGGGCUUACAGAAACAAAAUUCAAGAUGAGAGAUGGUGUAGAAAUUCCUAGAGUUGGUUUUGGCACAUGGCAAAUGGAAGGUGAUGAGUGCAAAAAUGCAGUUUUAGAAGCAUUGAGAAUUGGUUACAGGCACAUUGAUACUGCCCAAUCCUAUGAAAAUGAAGGAGCAGUUGGAGAUGCACUCAAAGAAGCUAUAAGUGAGGGCAUUAUUAAUUCAAGAGAUGAUGUAUUUCUGGUCACCAAAUUGUCUGAUCCAAGGGAAUACAGUGCCAAAAAGGUAUCAAAACGUCUAAUGGCACAGCUAGAGCUUCUCAAGACCAAUUAUACUGAUGUUUAUAUGCUUCAUGGACCUGAAGAAAAGAAAAAGAAUAGGGCCACAUGGAAAGGUAUGAUUCAACUUCAAAAUGAAGGGAAAAUUAGGGCCCUUGGGAUAAGCAAUUUUGAUACAGUUACUGACCUCAAAGAUCUUGCAAGAAAUUUCCAUAUUAAACCUAACUACAUUCAAAAUAAGUUUAGUAUUUAUAAUCCUGGUGGCCAGUCUGUUGAGCAAACAAGUAUGCUGCAAACAGCAGAGGAAAGAGAGAUGGCAUUUGUGGCAUAUUCAAUAAUUAACCCUUGGCCAUUUGCUCUACCACCAAGGGAAGAUCCCCAUGUUUUGGCAAUUGCUAAAAGGUACAAUAGGACACCAGUUCAGAUUUUGAAUAGAUGGGCUCUUCAACUAAACACUAUUGUCAUACCAAAGUCUAAAAGUGCAGAUCGGAUUAAAGAAAAUGCUGAAAUUUUAGAGUUUGCUUUGGGUGAAAUAGACAUGAGGCUAUUAAAUGGGCUGAGUAUAUUGGCUCAGUCAUCAACAGAGCAGAAACCAACAUUUGCAAAGGACAUUUAUGAGCUUUUCAGCCAUGAUCAUGAAGACAAAGCAUCCAUGCAUGAUGAGCUGUAAAAGGUACUUUGACUUAAACAUUUUUGUAGAAUUUUUUAGAAAAACAUUUUGUAAAAUUUUUUGAUUAGCAAGAAAGAAACUUUUGAUAGAAA
Messenger RNA from Rhopilema esculentum, 1654 nucleotides. RefSeq lists its product as uncharacterized. NCBI's taxonomy places the organism in Eukaryota, Metazoa, Cnidaria, Scyphozoa, Rhizostomeae, Rhizostomatidae. The record is from RefSeq and is a predicted model, not a curated record.